Cladophialophora psammophila CBS 110553 is the source of this 645-nucleotide messenger RNA. RefSeq lists its product as uncharacterized. The transcript has a single exon. Gene Ontology annotation, cellular component: autophagosome membrane. Lineage: Eukaryota; Fungi; Ascomycota; Eurotiomycetes; Chaetothyriales; Herpotrichiellaceae. Gene Ontology annotation, biological process: autophagosome assembly. The record is from RefSeq and is a predicted model, not a curated record. Bases 1 to 645 code for a protein of 214 amino acids.
AUGGCGACAUGGAGAGAGCAAUAUCUAGCAGCCUUGCAAGCCCGGGAUAAUGUGGAGAAGGCCAACCUUGCGCUUUAUGACUACUGCACCAAGCUCGCAGAUGAGAGGGCCGAGUUACAGAAAAAAGCCAGACUUGCAGAGAGAGCAUCAUCUUCGGAGAACACGCCGGUACCGGAGCCUGUCACGUCUCCUGGAUGGGGGAUAAGGAGAGUCACCUCCCCGUCUACACAGGGAACGCGUCCGGACUCUCCUUCGGGUACAGCGUCUACCCUCGCCCAACUGAGGCAGGAUCUUUCCAAAGCCCAGACCGAGCGUGCCGACUUGCAAUUCCGCCUGGAAACGGCGCUCCGCGAGCUCGAGACCUUGAAAGGAAAGGCCAAAGCCGACAGCAAGCGCAUCACACAACUCAAUGCGUCCGUCUCGCAAUUAACGAUCAAGUUGAGAGACCGCGACGAAGAACUACGUGGCAAAGCCAAGUUGAUAGAGAGCGUCCAGGACGAGAACGUCACACUGACUCUACAGCUCAACAUGGCGGAGGAAAAGUCGCAGAAGUUGAAGAAGGACAAUCAGGACCUCGUCGAUCGAUGGAUGACGAGCAAGGGCAGGGAGGCCGAUAAGAUGAAUGAAGAGGGGAAGUUUGGAUGA